This is a messenger RNA of Parathielavia appendiculata, 690 nucleotides long. RefSeq lists its product as uncharacterized. The record is from RefSeq and is a predicted model, not a curated record. The transcript has 2 exons. The coding region runs from base 1 to 690 and encodes 229 amino acids. NCBI's taxonomy places the organism in Eukaryota, Fungi, Ascomycota, Sordariomycetes, Sordariales, Chaetomiaceae.
AUGACUUCCCUCAACACCGUUGGCUGGACGCCAUCCCCGAACGGCAAAGGCACGCUCGAUAUCUUCUUUACCAACCUUCUCCGCCUCUUUGUCUGUGUAUGGACUGUCCUGCACCACAACCUACAAGCUCCACCCGAGAUGCUCACCCUGUUUGCCGUCAUGAAGUGGAACGCAGCCAACAUCUCGGUGAAGGAGAUGCGGGCGUUGGGGACGAAGCGGGAAUGGACCCGGGUACACGCCUUCUACGCCAACGCCGGCGGCUUCGCCCUCCAGACGCCCGACUCCCCUUCAUUUCCCAUCAACGCCACCUCGAUCCACUACCUCUGCUCCCAUAAACGGAUCGAGGUCCCAAACAUCACCAGGGACAACAUAUGGGACCGCAGCAAAGCCGACCACUUCGCCAAACGUCUCGCCUUUCUCCAGGCAAGCUGGACCCUGCUGCAGAUUGUCGCCCGCCGCAGCCAGCAGUUGAUCAUCACGCCCCUGGAGGUCUUCACGGCCGCCUUCAUCGUCCUAUACCUCGCGACGGCGUUCUUCUGGGCGAGCAAGCCGCAGAACGUGGCCGAGCCCACCGUUAAUACCGUCGAUUGGACGGUGGCGGACCUGCUCCUCGCUGCCGGCGACGCCGCGCGGGAUCUCUACGUCGACACGCCGCUCGACUUCGUGGAAAAGCCGGUCUGGGAUGGCUGA